Messenger RNA from Prosopis cineraria, 696 nucleotides. RefSeq names its product putative disease resistance RPP13-like protein 1. Gene Ontology annotation, biological process: defense response to other organism. The record is from RefSeq and is a predicted model, not a curated record. Gene Ontology annotation, molecular function: ADP binding. Lineage: Eukaryota; Viridiplantae; Streptophyta; Magnoliopsida; Fabales; Fabaceae.
AUGCUUGAAGUAGUUCUUAACGAUGCAGAGGAGAAGCAAGUCACCAAUGGUUCAGUCAAAGAAUGGCUUGAAGAGUUGAAAGAUGCUGUUUUCGAUGCAGAGGAUUUAUUUGAUGAAAUCAACACUGACUUCCUGAGAAGAGUGAUCACUAUUUGGGGAAUGGGUGGUGUGGGGAAAACAACCCUUGCACAACUCCUUUACAAUGACAAGGAAGUGGGACAACAUUUCGAUUUGAGCUGGGCUUGUGUUUCAAACAAUUUUAAUGUUUUUGAUGUUACCAAGAAUCUGGUUGAAUCUGUCACUUCAAAAGUCUAUCACAAUAAAAAUUUAGACUUACUUCGGGUUGAACUGAAAAAUUGCUUGACCAAUAAAAAAUUUCUUCUUGUGGAUGACAUAUGGAAUGAUAAAUAUAGUGAUUGGGAUGAUCUGGUAACUCCUUUUCGCUGUGGAAGAAGGGGCAGCAAGAUCAUUGUAACAACUCGCCAACAAAGAGUUGCUGAAAUCACACGUACGUUUCCUGUAUAUAACUUGACUCCUCUCUCAAAUGAAAAUUGUUGGCAUUUACUUGCCAAGCAUGCUCUUAGAAAUGAAGAUCCCAACAAAUAUACAGUGUUAGAAGCAAUUGGUAAGAAAAUUGCAAGAAAACGUGGUGGUCUACCAAUAGCUGCCAAAACAAUUGGAGGUCUUUUGCGUUGA